UAGCUAGGAGACAUACACCAAACGUCCCCCUGAACAUUGAAAUAUUUAAUCACAAAUCUCAUAUCAUGACAACGAACGUGAGAUAUCCACAAUGACCGAGAGACGGAAAGAAGUCUCCCCCAAGGAAAAUUCAACAUUGGGCAACAUCGUUGUUGAUGAGUUUGCCUGGGACUUUAUGGUUGCCACCUUCGACGGAGAGUUAUACAGCAUUAUGGUAGAGACUGCGGCUCAAGCUUUCCUUAUUGGAAUCGCUGUAGCCAUCGCAAGGAAAUGCCUGAUACGCGGCCUCACUGGAACAGCGGAGCACGCUUUUUACUGCAUCCUGGGACUUUUUCUAGCCGCUGGCGAGGCACUGCUGAUUAGACACAGCUGGUGGCUGGUCCGAACGAUUGGGAUGCCCAGUCUGGAUCUGAUGCACAGCGCUCUAGGCCUGCUGGGGUUCUGGAGCGGAUGCAUUGGGGUGCUGCCCAAGUUUCGGCAGUGGUGCGAGCUGAAGCGACGGCAUGGACACACGUCGUGCAACUGCAUCGAACACUGUUUGACCAAGCAUGGAUUCUGCGGCCUGAUGAGUCUUCUCCUAACCUUAGGCUGUCUUUUAUCGGGUUUGGCCCUGCUUGGGAUCAGCAAUCUUGCCCUCCAAUUGUCGCACCGCAUUUUCGGUCUUUUGGGCUUUCUUUGCUCGGUCUGCAGUCAAUGGUUUGCCUACAACUCGGGGUUUGCUCGACGAGAGUGGCGCGAGCAACAGAUCAACCUAUUUAAGCUGGGAACUCUAGCCACCAUCAUUACGGUGGUCCACUAUGAGCUCUGGAGUCUUGCGAGGGACAUUGUUCAGCUCAUGCCCAAUGCGACACUUGAGGCGAUUGGCGUAAUGGCAGACGAGUCAUCAUGAAUCACCACCUCAGUCCGUUAAUGGGUCCCAGCUGGUUUGAAAACUCGUGGUUCAAGGUUGUUCAGAGAAGUGAAUAUGUCGAAAUGAAAAACAAGUAGUGAUUGUGCGCUUUAAUUUGUCUAUUUGAUUCGAAUAUUAUGUACCUAUGUACAUGUUUCUACUCUAUGGUAAGCUGGCUAAAAUGCGACUUAAAAUGUUAGGCAUUGCAUUAGACGAAGAUCAUAAGCAUACAAAUAUAUACAUAUGUAUGUACAUGUACUACAUUCACAAACAGAGCAUA
Messenger RNA from Drosophila obscura, 1169 nucleotides. RefSeq lists its product as uncharacterized. The coding region runs from base 92 to 889 and encodes 265 amino acids. Lineage: Eukaryota; Metazoa; Arthropoda; Insecta; Diptera; Drosophilidae. The record is from RefSeq and is a predicted model, not a curated record. The transcript has a single exon.